AUGCGCACUCGGCCGGUUAAAAAAAACUUUGGCGAACUUUCCCGCGUCCCGGAACUUUGGCCGCGCUUUGGCACAGGCCGAGGGUCGCGUCCCGCUGGCCCUGGGCACGGCCUCGGCGCCUCGGCGGCUUGUCGGCGCUCCUCGGCUGUCGGUGCUCUUGUUGCAGCUCUUGUUGAAAGGAAACAAAUUGACCUUCUACCAUCUUCACAUCCGCUGCUCUUCCUCCUCCCACAGGUCUCGACCCAAGGCAACCCCGAACUGCGGAUUCUGACGGACGCCAUGGAGAAGAUUCGUUACGCUGGGAGUUGGGCUCCUGUCGAGCGGCUGUCUGUCCGUGGCUUGCUGCCCUCGACGGAGAACUACAUGACCUAUGAAGGCUCCCUAACACAGCCUCCGUGCCAUGAGACCGUGACCUGGGUUGUUCUCAAUAAGCCGAUCUAUAUCACCAAACAACAGCUACACGUCCUCCGGAAGCUGCACCAAGGCACCAAGGCAUCUCCCAAGGCCAAGAUGGUCAACAACUUCAGGCCAAUACAGCAGAUGUACCACCGACCCCUGCGCACGAACAUCGACUUCACCAACGGACGUCAACUCAACUGCCCGUCGAUGGCAAGGCAGAUGUACUAUACCGCUAAUACAUGGAGGUAGUAAUACUGAAAGAAUAUUCUUCACAAUCUUCACAACAGUCGACUUCCAAAGAACACAUAUCAAGCUCGACAUAUCUUUUAAUCCCAAUAUCAAGACAAUAUCAAGAAAAUAGCAAGAAAAUAUACAUCCGUGAAACCUAUUGCUCGCCGUGGGAAACAGUGCAUGAGAAAAAUGUAUUGUUUAUCAUGGAAUAAAUGAAUAAAAAUGUACAGAAAAAUCAUAUUACUAAAUAGACAAUUAUGAUCCACAAAAGAAGUUUUUUUGGAAAGCAAAUCAUAUAUUCCUACACACUGUCAAGACUAUUCAGAAAAUAAGACAAAAAUGUAUGAAAAAAGCAAAAGAACAGAAAAGUAUGAACAAUGUACAAUGUUCUUGAACGUCUUGGAGAUAUUUCAUGAAGAGAAAAAUGUUAAAAGUUGUUCUUCCAGCAAGCAAUAUCCUUUAUGUAGAAAAUUUCAAGAACAGCUUGUCAUUUCUGAUCUUCGACAAAAAAAAAAAAAA
Messenger RNA from Penaeus vannamei (Pacific white shrimp), 1149 nucleotides. Lineage: Eukaryota; Metazoa; Arthropoda; Malacostraca; Decapoda; Penaeidae. The record is from RefSeq and is a predicted model, not a curated record.